Molecule: messenger RNA, 3100 nt
Organism: Spirodela intermedia
Lineage: Eukaryota; Viridiplantae; Streptophyta; Magnoliopsida; Alismatales; Araceae
Source: the annotation of a GenBank genome assembly
AUGACUGCAGCCUCCGCUCUCUCGCUCUUCCCCAUCUCCCCCUCCCGCUCCAGAUCCAAGUUCUACACCAAGAAGGUUUGUCCUCGCCUCUCUCUCUCUCCAUCCAUCGAUCCGCUUCUCUCUCUUCUCCCUGAUGACGACUGGUGGCCCGUGUGUUGUAGAGCGCGAGCGGGAGGGAUGGAUUCAGAGUGCUGGCUGUGUUCGGGGAAGACAGGGGGAGAGGAGAUUCCGGGGGUAGGAGCGCCUGGGAGGCGAUCCUCCAUGUGGAGGACCCCGGGCCGAGGCUGCCCCUGCCCAGGGGGAAGUUCCUCGACGCGAACCAGGCGCUGGAGGUGGCCAGAUUCGACAUCCAGUACUGCGACUGGAGGGCGCGCCACGAUCUGCUUGCCAUAAUGCUUCUCCACGACAAGGUGAGGACGACUGCCCUAGUUUCUAGAGCUUCCGUUUUCUCCGUGCACCCCCUUGUCGCGGAUCCGCUUCAACCUUGAACCCUAGGUGCCGUGCCUCCCGUGUCUUCUCCCAAUGGACGGUGCGCGGCUAUAUUACGAUCCGCCGAUCAAAGAAUUGGGGCGAACAGAGGGAUUAUUCCUCAGUCCGGCAUUAUUUGGCAGACAGACUUAUCUGAUCACUCGACAUUUAGUUUCAACCGGAGGUUUCAAGCAUCAGCGCCUUCUUUCUGCCCUAAUUCGAAAGCGCUCUGGAAGUAGCCAUGACUCUGUUUUCUUUUCAACAUGAAAUCUCAAAAACCUUGGUGAUGGGAUUCAUCGAUUCCCAAUUCCUCCAUACUUGGUUAUAAGAUCCCCACCGAAUCUGGUGCAGGUAGUACAGGUCCUGAAUCCUUUAGCAAGAGAAUACAAGUCGAUCGGAACCAUGAAGAAGGAGCUGGCAGAGUUGCAGGGAGAACUGGCGCAAGCUCAUCAGCAGGUCUGGAGACCGUCUAACCCUAGCAUCUGAAUUCUUGCAGAUCCUUUAAUCGGCGAAAUCCGCGUAUCUGAUGUUUCUUCGUUGUCUGAAGGUUCACAUAUCUGAGGCGAGGAUAUCCUCUGCACUGGACAAGCUGGCGUACAUGGAGACCUUGGUCAACGACAAGCUAAUACCAGAGAGGAAUACCAGUGCUACGAGUUCUUCAGAGUGUUCAUCUCUCGCGCCAAGUGUGCCUUCUUCUUCUGGAAACUCCAUGGCGAAGAAGAAGCCUCCCAGAAGAACCUUGAAUGUGUCUGGUCCAGUCCAGCCAUAUCACCCCAACCUGAAGAACUUUUGGUACCCUGUUGCCUUUUCCAGUGCUCUAAAAGAUGAUACUAUGGUGAGUACGAACUCAUCACAUUAUGAGAGAGAGAGAGAGAGGCAUGUAAAUGUAUAUUCUUACGAUCUAUGUUUGAUUUUCAGGUACCUCUAGAUUGUUUUGAGGAGCCAUGGGUCAUAUUUCGUGGGAAGAAUGGGAGGCCAGGCUGCGUCCAGAACACCUGCGCUCACAGAGCAUGUCCUCUUCACCUUGGCACGGUGAAUGAAGGGAGAAUCCAAUGCCCGUACCAUGGUAAGACUGUUGCUCAACCUACAAGCCUCUGCAUGUUCUUGGUUCCCAAACAUACCCAUUUAUGACAUAAUCAAAAUGCAUAAUUUUUCAGGUUGGGAGUACUCCACAGAUGGAAAAUGCGAGAAGAUGCCAUCCACCAAGAUGCUCAGCGUGAGGAUCCGGUCAUUGCCAUGUUUUGAGCAUGAAGGGAUGAUCUGGAUCUGGCCAGGUGACGCGCCCCCAACAGCUACCCUUCCUUCUCUGCUCCCCCCUCCAGGAUUCAAGAUUCACGCCGAGGUAGGACUACUUGUGAAUGGAGACCAUGGAUCGAUAAACCCUUGACAUACCCCUUUUUCCUCUGUUGGAAAUCUCAUCUCCAAGAAGUUUUGUUGAACAGCUUGUGAUGGAGCUGCCCGUGGAGCAUGGCCUCCUCCUGGACAAUCUCCUAGACCUUGCUCAUGCUCCUUUCACACAUACUUCCACGUUCGCAAAGGGCUGGAGCGUACCAAGGUUGGCGCACAAUUUCUCAUGAUUAGGGAAAUAAUGACCCCAACAAUAUGAAAAAGCUCACCUUGCGGAUGGCCCAUGUCGAGCUAUGCUGCGAUUAUUGAUCUUCUAGGUUUAGUGGCAGUUGGGUUUUGUUUUCACACAUUCUCACAAUCUGCAGCUUGGUGAAGUUCCUCACGCCUGCGUCAGGCCUUCAGGGGUACUGGGAUCCGUACCCUAUUGACAUGGAGUUCAGACCGCCCUGCAUUGUCCUUUCUACGAUUGGGAUCUCGAAGCCUGGGAAGUUGGAGGGACAGAGCACCAGGGAGUGCUCGACGCAUCUGCAUCAACUUCAUGUGUGCUUGCCUUCAUCCACGGGGAAGACCAGGCUAUUAUACAGGAUGUCUCUCGAUUUCGCUCCUCUGCUGAAGCACAUCCCUUUCAUGCACAUUCUGUGGAGGUACUUCGCUGAGAAGGUGAGCAAAACAUGUCGACAACAUGGUUUUAUACGAGCAUCAGAAUCUAUACUCAGCGCACCAUAAUUUCUUGGAGACAUCCGCCUCAAGCAUUAUGCUUUUAAUAAAUCCGGGCUCUGCGUUUUUUUUUUUUUUUUUUUGUCGUGUAAAUUUUCGGUUUCUAUGAACAUAUAUCGAUCAUACACUCUUGUACAUGCAUCGAAAUCUCUGCUCAUUAUUGACCACAUGAAAUUUUUGUAAUGUUUUUCCCCCCAAUAUUAUGCUUUUGUUCCAUAUACGCUAUGAUUAUUUUCUUGGGUCGCAUGAAAUAUUUCAGUUUCAAAAAAAAUAAAUAAAUUGAUGACAUGCAUGAGAACAUAUAUUCAAUAAAGUCUACGGGGAACCUGGCUCAUAUGUUCAGCAUAACAUACCUUUUCAUAUAUUCUAUGAGGAACCCUGAGAUCAUUCUUCUGUUACACAGGUGCUAAAUGAGGACCUGCGGCUGGUGGUUGGCCAGCAGGAUCGGAUGAUCAAUGGAGCAAAUAUCUGGAACUGGCCCGUGUCGUAUGACAAGCUCGGAGUAAGAUACCGGCAAUGGAGAGAGGAACUGGAGAGGGGAGCCGAGCAAUUACCUUUCACCAGAUGA